CAUUGACAAUGUCUAACGCUGAGGAAAGAUUGCGGAAAGUUUUGAAUUGCAUAGUUCAAGAGAAAUUUCCUAAUGCGUCCGAUGUUAAAAUCAAGCCAAUUAGCACCGAUGGUGCAAAUUAUACUUCAGUUUUAUUUGAAGUUAGUAUCGUUACCCCUGAAGAAACCCAGGAAUUGUUUGCAAAAGUAGAAUCAAUGGGUGAUAAUCUCAGGUAAGCUCCUCUCCCAUAUAGAAAAUUUCGUCUUCACGUCACUUACCUGCGCUUAUGAAAAAUUAGAAGACAAAUAUGGCAUAAAAGAAAAAUUUAUAUUUCCAAAGUUUUACAAGAACGUUGGUGGAGUCGUUGUCAUGGAAAAUUUAGCAUCCAAAGGAUACGCAGUUUAUGAUAGAUUCAAGAUUGUUGACUGGAAUUAUGCAUCGAAAUCUGUAGAGGCUUUAGCCAGAUUUCAUGCACAUGAAAUCAUGCAUGAUUUCGCUUUCAAGAAUGAAUGUCCAGAAGAGUUCAGAAAAGCUGGGGAAGUGUUAUAUAUUCCGCUGGAUAUCUACAAAAGCUUUCAUUCAGACGGUCAAACUGACGCUGCAAUGGCAGCUGUGGAUAAAGAAGAUAGAGAGAAACUAUGUGAACUCCUUGAGGGGUCUAAGGGUAUGAGUAAAGGAAUGGAUCUUACUGAACCUCGCAAGACUGCAGUUAUCGUCCACGGGGACUACCGCGCGUGUAAUUUGAUGCAUAAAGAAGUUAAUGGAGAAUAUCACGUCAUUCCGGUGGACUACCAAACGGCCAGGCUAGGGUGCCCGGUAUCCGAUCUCCUCUACUUCAUCUUACUGGGUACUGACCAGCAAUUCCGAAAAAAGUACUACCAUCAGCUUCUAGACCACUACUACCAGCAUCUGACUCUGAUGAUGACCAAGUUCGGUCUUCAGCCGGAUGUGGUGUAUGGGAGAGAGGAAUUUGAAAGUGACAUAAAAGCGAAACUUCCCGUGGCGCUCAGCCUUGCAGCGGUAAUACUGCCAUUCGUGACAGUGGAUGUCAACAGCGCUCCGAAAUUCUCGAGUGGCCAGUUCGCGCCGCGCGCGAACGAACAGGCGGCCAAUUUUUGA
This is a messenger RNA of Cydia fagiglandana, 1098 nucleotides long. RefSeq lists its product as uncharacterized. Lineage: Eukaryota; Metazoa; Arthropoda; Insecta; Lepidoptera; Tortricidae. The record is from RefSeq and is a predicted model, not a curated record. The coding region runs from base 349 to 1098 and encodes 249 amino acids. The transcript has 3 exons.